AUGCGUUUCUCGAUCGUAUUUGUUCUUUCCGUCCUAGGAUGCCUCCUGCUUAUCCAGGAGGGCAGCAGUACCACAACCACAUCUACAACUACAGACGCGACCACAACCACAACUACCACGGCUUCAUCCGACACCACCACCACCACCACUGACGCUACCACCACCACCACGACCACUGCCUCCUCCUCGUCCUCUUCCUCUGCGGAGGCCAGGAGGCGCAGGCGUGCCCGUCGCCGCCGUCUGGCCCGUCAGCGCCAGCGCAAGGAGCGCAAUAGGCAGCGCAGGACUCAAAGGUUGCGCCAGCAACUGGAGAAUAAGCGCAGGCAGAUCAAACAGUUGCGCGGAUAA
Messenger RNA from Drosophila santomea, 348 nucleotides. Its product is annotated as protein new-glue 1-like. Lineage: Eukaryota; Metazoa; Arthropoda; Insecta; Diptera; Drosophilidae. The record is from RefSeq and is a predicted model, not a curated record. The coding region runs from base 1 to 348 and encodes 115 amino acids. The transcript has a single exon.